AUGGCCUCUAAUGAUGGCGAUCAAGUCGGUAACUCGGCCGAUGACGAUUUUGACAUGGCGCUGAGCGGGCAGUUCGGGAACCUAGAAGAUAUGUUUGACGGGUCCACCGAGCACGCUGCCAAUGCGAUUGAUUUCAGCGACGAGGACGAAUUGGCAGACGAAGAAGAGGAAAGUGAUAAUGGAGAAUAUGAUGGUGAUAAUGAAGAAGUUGCUGGUGUGCCCGCUGUUGCAGAGGACGAAGAUGAUUUCAUGAAAGAGCUGGAGGCAGAAGCCAUGGAGGGCGUGGAUGAAGACGAGGCUCUUCCGAUCAACUUUGGCGAGCCCGUUGGCGGCAAUGGAGGUCUAGCAGAUCUUGAGCUUGAAGAUGUUGACAUGGAUAGCGGUGAUUUCAUUGGUGGAUCGGAAGAUGAUGGUCAUUUCGAGAAUUUGCUUCAUCAAGAGGGCUCCAAGCUCAAACAACAAGAGGCAGCGGCCACCAAAAAAGAGCGUGAAAAGAGGCGUAGACGCGGGUUAAUCAAGCUGUACUUUCCUACGUUGAUCCCUGGCAAGCCUCUACGGAUGCAGAGUCUAUUUCCGGUGGAAAAUGCCGAGUUUCCCUACCAGGUACCUGCUCCAGCAAAACCACUGAUACCGCGCAAAUUGGCAUUUGAGGUGGAACUGGAUCAGCGAAAGACUUUCAGAAUGGUAUUAAACGCGAGAACACAGAACUGGCUGACUCAGCAGCGACAAAAGGCGCAGCAGACGCAAAAGCGCGUGGUCCAGAUCACCGAUUCAGAUUUGGAUGCCCUUUUACCGAAACCAAGCAAGCCUUUCAAGCCAAUGGACAGUAUUGUGGCUUACGACAAGGAUCUCGUCCUUUCAACGGCAGAUUGGGACGAUGAAGUGAUUUUGAACGGUGGCGAGGAGGUGUCGUCGUCACGUCGACUCAAAGUUGAGCCGAUUGAGUUGGAUAACUGGAACGUUGAUGAUGAUGCAAUCCUAGAGGGGGUUAUUAAUGUCCGUGAUUUGAACUUGAAGCUAGACAUGAACGAUAGCAAUCUUCUCUUCGUCGAUCAUUCGCAAAAUAAGCGCAAGGGAUUUAACGUGGCAAUGGUUCCCACCAACGAGAAGCUCCUGGAAGCGCGCUACAACAUAUCCAACGAUAAAGAAUACGACAUGUUGAAGCAGAAUUAUCAGAUUCGGGUUCGUUCCACUGUUGGUAACCUUUCAAUUGACCAUACGCUUCCCGCUAUCCGCCUCCAAUCGCCUUAUUACCCUGUCAAACUUCGCAAGGAGCAGGUACGUCGGUUCCACCGUCCAGAGUUCCAGGCCAGACCUUACACCACAAUGGUUUUUGCCAAGCCAAAGACUCGCAAGCGCAAGCGUGAUAAGGGCAAGGAGGUGAACGAACUGUUCGGCCAGAGUUCAGACUUAACCUUGGGUGAUUCAGCUCCCUUUUUCAUGUUGGAAUACAGUGAAGAGGUACCGAUUGCCUUUUCCAACUUCGGAAUGGGCUCAAAACUGAUCAAUUACUAUAGAAAACGCAGCGAAGACGAUACUUCGAGACCGAAAUUGCCCGUGGGUGAGACUCAUGUUCUGGGAACACAGGACAGAUCACCAUUUUGGAACUUCGGCUUCGUAGAGCCAGGGAACAUCAUCCCCACGCUGUAUAAUAGGAUGGUUCGCGCGCCUGUUUUCCGUCACGAUCCGUACCAGACAGAUUUUCUAGUGGUUCGAAGCUCGGGAGGUGGAAAUCCGCAAAGGUGCUAUAUCCGUUCCAUUCCCUACAUGUUCACCGUGGGCCAGACAAUGCCUGUGGUGGAUGUUCCGGGUCCGCAUUCGCGGAAAGUUACCACCACGUCCAAGAACCGUCUAAAGAUGGUUGUUUUCCGCGUUCUCGGAAUGAACGACCAGCAAAGAUUGCUUGUGAAAGAUAUUUCAGUGCAUUUCCCUGAUCAGAACGACAUGCAAAAUCGCCAAAGGCUCAAGGAGUUUAUGGAGUAUCAGCGUAAUGGUGAGGACCAGGGAUAUUGGAAGAUCAAGCAGACGGAAGCUUUUCCUUCCAUUGAAGAUACGAGAAAGAUGAUUUCACCGGAAGAUGUUGCGUUAUUGGAGGUUAUGCAAGUGGGUCUCCAAAGAUUGGAGGAUUACGCCUCGUUCACAGAUGAUCCGGAAGCAAACAUGUUCGCCAAAAAGGAGAGUGAGGAGAGUUUGCAGGAGCAACUUGCCCCCUGGAAUACGUCGCGCAACUUCAUUAAUGCAACCCAAGGCAAAGCCAUGCUCCAGAUUCACGGUGAAGGUGAUUUUUCAGGCAAGGGCGAGGCUUUCUCGUUCUUGAAAACUUCGAUGAAGGGUGGUUUCAAAGCCUCAAACGACCUGGAUGGCAAAAAAUCAGCUACUGGUGGUCACAGCUAUAAUGUGGCCGUCCAGCAAAAGCUCUACGACGAAGAAAUUGCAAAAGUCUGGUAUGCUCAGCAGAAAAGUCUUGGUAAGAGCAAGCAUGCUUCUAGACCGUUUGACCAGACGAUCUUGAAAGAUGAACACUAUAUCAGAAAGGCUGGUGAGAGAUUGAACAAGGAGCUCCGUGUAUUGAACAAUACGCAUAGAAAUCAUCUCAAGAUUACGAGAAUGGUUAAAGAUGAAAACGGCAUUGUCCAACGUCAAACAGAGAUUAUCAAGGAUCCCAAGGUGAUUUCUUUGUACCUGAUGAAAAAGAAGCAGAUCGAAAAAGAGAUGGGUAUUGAGCCUGACCAGUUUGCUCCUACGGAUGAUGCUGAGGAGAACGAACGGAACAAGCGGAGACUUCAGGAGGAGUUAGAACGUCUCCAACGAGACCAGGAACAGAGAGUUGGCAACGUUGAUUCUGAGGGCAGAAUCAGCGGGAAAGGUAUCGGCAAGGGAAAGUCAACGAGUCGACACUGCGCUACUUGUGGUGCAUUGGGUCACAUUCGUACGAACAAAAGUUGUCCUCUGUACUACACUGUGAAUAACAAGUCCAAUACGAGUGGGUCUGUCAGUGGGGCUGGGAGCGUUGCAGGUACUCCGGCGGAAGCUGUCACGCCAAUCGUUUAG
Kuraishia capsulata CBS 1993 is the source of this 3051-nucleotide messenger RNA. RefSeq lists its product as uncharacterized. Lineage: Eukaryota; Fungi; Ascomycota; Pichiomycetes; Pichiales; Pichiaceae. Gene Ontology annotation, biological process: RNA polymerase II preinitiation complex assembly; transcription by RNA polymerase II. Gene Ontology annotation, molecular function: RNA polymerase II general transcription initiation factor binding; TBP-class protein binding; histone acetyltransferase activity. The transcript has a single exon. Gene Ontology annotation, cellular component: transcription factor TFIID complex. Bases 1 to 3051 code for a protein of 1016 amino acids. The record is from RefSeq and is a predicted model, not a curated record.